Messenger RNA from Penicillium samsonianum, 1299 nucleotides. Its product is annotated as SGNH/GDSL hydrolase family protein. Lineage: Eukaryota; Fungi; Ascomycota; Eurotiomycetes; Eurotiales; Aspergillaceae. Gene Ontology annotation, molecular function: hydrolase activity, acting on ester bonds. Bases 1 to 1299 code for a protein of 432 amino acids. The record is from RefSeq and is a predicted model, not a curated record. The transcript is spliced from 4 exons.
AUGUACCAAAUCAAAUCUAUAUUUCUCAUCGCUUUGUGCACUCACUUAGUAUAUUCCUACCCUUUACUGGCCCGAGGAAACUAUGAGGGUAAGGCAAGAGACUCGCACUGGGUGAAUAUAUGGACCACUAUGCCCCAGUUGGUCGAGCCCGCUAAUCUACCCCCUGCUCCAUUCAAUGGAUCCACUGCUGUGUUCAGUAAUACUACAAUUCGUCAAACCCUCCAGGUUUCAUUAGCUGCACAGGAGAUCCGCAUUCGACUAUCUAAUUCAUUUGGGCCAACCGGUCUCAAGAUUACCAGUGCGACUAUUAGCAUACCAGCGAGCCAGCAGGUGGGAGUCAGUGGGCUACAGACAGAGACAUUGAGAACUGUGUUCUUCAAUGGAAGCCCAGAUGUGGAUAUCCCCAACGGUGGGCUGGUUGUGUCUGACCCAGUGAAGUUCCCUGUUAAGGCCCAAUCCCCUCUCAUGAUCAAUAUAUAUCUUGCAGAGGGACAGGAAGGUUUCUCUAUUACUGGCCACCCCGGAAGUAGAACAACUUCAUACCUGGCUUUGGGGGACUGGACAGGCGCAGAGAACCUCACAGACUCAUCUGUUAAAAGCACAGAUCAUUGGUACUUGAUCAGUGGAGUAGAGGCUUGGCUACCUUCUGAGUCUAGUGGCUUCGCGAUCAUUGGUGACAGUAUCACCGAUGGGCGAGGAAGCACUACAAAUGGCAAUGAUCGUUGGCCGGAUUUGUUGCUAGCAAGAAUGCAAAAGAAUAAACCCACGUCAAACAUCGCCAUUCUCAACCAGGCCGCAGGGGGAAAUCGCAUCCUACAAGAUGGCCUAGGUCCAAAUGUGAUCAGCCGUCUUGACCGGGACGUCCUAGCACAAUCUGGAGUGCAAUAUGCGAUGAUCUUCGAAGGCGUCAAUGAUAUUGGCGUCGCUGAUAGUGAUGCAGCUACGCAGGCGGAGAUUGAGAAGAAUCUUAUUGGGGCAUAUAAACAGAUCGCGACACGAGUGCAUGCCCUAGGAAUUCCGGUAUUUGGCGCUACUAUCACGCCAUUUGGCUCGUCGGCAAGCUCCGACUAUGUGCAACCUUACUCAAGUCCUGAGCGAGAGAGAACUCGUCAACGAAUCAAUAAAUUUAUCCGGGAAAGCGGCGUAUUUGAUGCGGUGCUGGACUUUGACCGGGCGUUGAGGGAUCCGCACGCGCCAUCUCAGUUACUGGAAAAAUACGACUCGGGAGACCAUCUUCAUCCUACUGUGGCGGGGUAUCAAGCAUUGGCUGAUUAUUUCCCUCUUGGGGUAUUCGAGUGA